Molecule: messenger RNA, 340 nt
Organism: Truncatella angustata
Lineage: Eukaryota; Fungi; Ascomycota; Sordariomycetes; Amphisphaeriales; Sporocadaceae
Exons: 5
Source: RefSeq, a predicted model, not a curated record
GUCCUUUCAUGUGGCUGAGACUGAAGCCGCUUCUGCAAGUCGGUGCCAUUCAUUCGUUGACAACAUGCGCUCACUCACGACAGAGCGAGAGAGAAACAAGACAGGAAAUGGCCUCGUGGAGGAAGGCUGCCGAUGAGGGUCAUGAAAUGGUAGCCCGGCAUGGCAUGAGUCCUGUUUCUGAGCCUACUUUUCUCGUGCUGUACUUACGAGACCACUGUUCUUUCAUCAUGGAGACGCAUAGACACGAGAUUUUCAGCAACAAGCACGUUUUCUUAGCGCGAACGCAAGCGUACUACAUUCCUAACAGGUAAUUCAUGCAAAAAACUAUCGUUUAUCAUUU